AUGUCUAAAAAUAUCGAUAUCUUGAAAUUUGCUGAUGAAGAUGGUAACUACAAAAGAAAACCAUCAGUGUUUCGUGAUUGGAUUAGUGCCAAACCUGGCUCUAGAUUUCCUCCGGAAGCUGGCAGGUACCAUUUGUAUGUUUCCUUUGCUUGUCCAUGGGCUCACCGUACUUUAAUCACUAGAAGAUUAAAGGGAUUGGUUUCCAUCAUUGGCUUGUCAAUUGUGCACUGGCACAUGGAUGACAAAGGAUGGAGAUUUCCUACAAAGGAAGAAUUGGAGUCAUUGCCUCAAAAGGAUGACGUUUCAUUGGGUACCCCUGACCAUCUAUAUGGCUUUGAAAGGUUGAGAGAAUUGUAUUUCAAAGCUGAUUCAAAUUAUAGUGGUAGAUUCACUGUUCCUGUCUUGUGGGAUAAAAAGGAACAAACAAUUGUCAACAAUGAAUCAGCUGAAAUUAUUAGAAUGCUCAAUUCUGACUUUAACUCAAUUUUGCCCACUGAAUAUGCUGAUUUGAAUUUAGUCCCAAAGGAGUUGGAGUCUCAAAUUGAUGAAUUGAAUGGUUGGGUUUACGACAAUAUCAACAAUGGUGUUUACAAAACUGGAUUUGCUUCCAAACAAGAAGUCUAUGACAAGGAAUGUCGCAAUGUGUUUACCCACUUGGACAAGGUUGAAACAUUGUUGAAAGAAAACAAGGAAAAGGACCGCAAAAAUGAGUUUUUGUUGGGCAACCAAUUGACUGAAGCUGACAUCAGAUUGUUUACGACUGUCAUCAGAUUUGACCCUGUUUAUGUCCAACAUUUCAAGUGUAAUAUUGGGAUGAUUAGAACACAUUAUCCAAAUAUUCACAAUUGGCUCAGAUUGUUAUAUUGGAAGAUUCCCGGUUUUCAAGAAACUACAAACUUUGAACACAUCAAGUACCACUACACUAAAUCUCAUAUCAAGAUUAAUCCUUAUGGAAUUACUCCAUUGGGCCCAGUGCCAAACAUUCUACCAAUUGAUCAAUAA
Molecule: messenger RNA, 1002 nt
Organism: Lodderomyces parapsilosis
Lineage: Eukaryota; Fungi; Ascomycota; Pichiomycetes; Serinales; Debaryomycetaceae
Gene: ECM4
Product: omega-class glutathione transferase
Exons: 2
Coding region: 1-1002 (333 amino acids)
Cellular component (GO): cytoplasm
Molecular function (GO): glutathione transferase activity
Source: RefSeq, a predicted model, not a curated record